Molecule: messenger RNA, 999 nt
Organism: Trichoderma asperellum CBS 433.97
Lineage: Eukaryota; Fungi; Ascomycota; Sordariomycetes; Hypocreales; Hypocreaceae
Source: RefSeq, a predicted model, not a curated record
GGACUAUCUUGUUUCAAUAUGACUGCCGUAAUGGACCCACCAGUUAUUAGAGAGCUUGCCGCAAUACUGAAAGGCAUCGACUAUCCUCUAAACUUUAAUGACCCUAAUUUCAGAAUAUGUCGGGCAUUAACGAAAGAUAAAGACCGGUGCAAAAACCGCAUAGCUCAAAAGAAGAAUGAAGUUAAUGAAGUUAAUGACCUCUUGUCUCAGUUCCGAGCUAUGACAAAAUGUGUCGACACCAAUGACUUCUAUGAUGACAUGCAGAGAUUUAUCUCUCUUACACACUGCGCAAAUUAUCAUCGCGAAGAAGCACUUGCAGCGCUUAACAGAUGGAAAGUACAGCGGAAAGCAGCCAUCUCCAGCUCUCGGCCAGUAACUCCACCGAGGAGCGCGACAUCAUACAAUGAUUCUUUCGAAUCUGUCUAUAACUCCAGCAGCAUGGGGCCCCCUAUCUCACCUCCCUCUGUUAAAAGCGCGAGGCCGAGGAUAUUGAUCAGCGAAAGCCCUGAUAUAAUAGCUUCUCAGCUGCAUAGCCUGUUGGGAGAACCACCAUUGGGGGGACUUGGUGGCAAGGGAGACGGGACUUUUAUUGAGACCACCCAAGAAAUAUACAGAAGUGAAUCGAGAGAGGUAACACCUGAAGGCGAUUACAAAGUCUUCGUGGAGAUCAAGAAAAUACGCACGAAAUUAUCCCAAACGAAUAUUAAAGAGGACAGUAAAGUUGAUGAACAAACGAAUAUUAAAGAGGACAGCCAAGUUGAUGAACAAACGAAUAUUAAAGAGGACAGUAAAGCUGAUGAACAAACGAAUAUUAAAGAGGACAGUAAAGCUGAUGAAUGUUCUGGACCUACCGUCUCGGAUGUCAAAGGCAAGGAACAAAGGAACAGGAAGUAUUGGAUCUCAAAGGCAAAGAACAAACUGGGAUUUAAGUCUCCACGCCCGGAGAGUCUGGAAACCUUAUACUAAAAUAUUGCGACUAAAAGAGAGAAAAAAUUAGUC